CCCCGAGGACGGGUUGCUCUUGAUAGCUGACCGUUGCCAACAGAGAGGCUCGGCGCACAGAAGCUGCUAGCUACUGGAUUGAAAUCUGUAACGCAGCAGUCAGAACUACGCGCCAAUACCAAACCAAUAAUCCGUGGAUGCAUCCAACUGCGGGUCACGAAACUAGUCCGAGAGACGCCUGCGGCGACUGCGGUCCCGUUGUGGGUCCACUGCGGCGCCUGGGUGCAAGUUAUUACUGGAGUCACGCCGCUGCUGGAGAUGACGAGCGCCCGCGUCUCCCAGACUGCAGCUGAAUGCCAGAGCGUAGAAGGAGGAGGGCGCAGAUGGCAGAAGCCUGGAGUCAGCACGCAAGACCGCGCGAGGGAACGAAGCGGGUGGGGCAGGACGCCCCCCAGCAAAAGACGAGUCUGCUUACAAGACAGUCUGCUCUAGCGCCAGGGCGGAACAAGAGACCACAUAAACACAGACUUUCGGAGGGCCGCGCAGAGUAUUGUGUCGGCGCUGAAGGUGACACAGGCCUCCGAAGUAUAUGCUUACGCAGGUCGUUGUCGUUGUCGUCGUGGCCGUCGUCAUGAGCAGCGUUCGUCUGAUGAAACGGCACCGCGCAGCUCCUCGCACCACGGGAGGGGCAGGCUGCUCGACCUGCAGUGCUCACACUGAACGCCCGGAGAGCAGAUGCCCACGUCCCGUCGAGCGCCCGGAGUGGAGCAUCUCGCGGAAGAUAACAAGGAAAGAGAGCCGCGGAGCCCGUGCGUGGGGAAACCAAAAAUGCGAAUGCGCGUUGACAUAGCGUGCAGGCUCGCGAGGCUGCCUCGGCCUUGCAGGGCCGGGCGUGCAGCGAGAGCGAAAUUCGUCAUACCGUUACAGGCCCACGGCGGGAAAGGGCCCCCGUCCGCCGUGGCGAGGGGCCUCGAGAGCGGCUGCCCCCUGCGGCUGCAGGGGGAGCCCCUGGGCGCGCGGAGAGGGGAGGAGGGAGGCGGGGAGGAGGGGGGUGCUCGAGGGCGGGCGGGGCGGGGGGGGCAGGCGGAGGGAGCAGGAAGGAGCUCGAGGCACCUGCGCGCCACUCGCUCAAGCUCAAAAAAGGCCCUGAGGGCCUUUUUUGAGCUAGGGCAGGAAGAAGCCCUAGCUCAAAAAGCCCCGCGAGGGGGCAGGACACAAGUAUAACCUGGCUCACUGGCAAAUGAACUGCUCGAGAAAGUCUGCGAGCGAAAUCCACUCUGAUCGUGAGCCGGCAGCGUGGUGCUUGAGGCACUUGCGCGCUACUCUGCACACAAGGCCGGGUCGAAACGCCCCCCCAAAAAGGGGGCUGCUAUCAGGUUGGUAGCAGCCCAGGGCCAGACCGACUCGGGGCCAUGAUGUUAUCAGGGCUGCCGGGAGUGACCUCGGCCGAGGGUUCCCGUAACUCGAGAGCCGCGAACUGUUUGUUCGUGCUUUUUAUCCCUCAGCGAAGCAUUGAGCUCAGCGUAGGCGGAGUACGUGGCGAGGCAAUAGAGGAGGAGGAGGAGGAGGAGGAGGAGGAGGAGGAGGACCCCAUCCAAGAGGCCUAGAGACAAGGAGCGCCGCGUGGGGAGCGCGGCGGCGGUGUUUGCCGGGCCGGAGAGCC
Messenger RNA from Prorocentrum cordatum, 1603 nucleotides. NCBI's taxonomy places the organism in Eukaryota, Dinophyceae, Prorocentrales, Prorocentraceae. The record is from the annotation of a GenBank genome assembly.